Messenger RNA from Fusarium falciforme, 1578 nucleotides. Its product is annotated as DUF1996 domain-containing protein. The coding region runs from base 1 to 1578 and encodes 525 amino acids. The record is from RefSeq and is a predicted model, not a curated record. The transcript has 2 exons. NCBI's taxonomy places the organism in Eukaryota, Fungi, Ascomycota, Sordariomycetes, Hypocreales, Nectriaceae.
AUGAAGUACACUCUCGCCACCGUCGCCGCUCUCGCUGGUGUCGCCUCUGCCGCCCACGAGGAUGGCACCUUUGCCGUCCUGCGCUUCACCAACAAGCAGCUCACCAAGGGUCGCAUGGAUCCCAUCUUGUUCCCUGGUCAGACUUCCACCCACGUCCACACCAUCAUGGGCGGCAGCGCCUUCGGCAAGAGCUCAACCGGAAAGGACCUCGCUGGUUCCAAGUGUAGCAACGCUCUUGUCAAGGGUGACAACAGUAACUACUGGUUCCCCUCGCUCUACUUCCGCGACCCCAAGACUGAGAAGUUCGAGUCGGUUGAGUUUGACUACUUCAACGCCUACUACUUUCUCAGCUUCGAAAAGACUCAUGACGACAUCAAGCCUUUCCCCGUCGGUCUUCAGAUAGUUGCGGGUAAUAGUAUGACCCGCACUAUGCCCAAGACCGGCGCCAAGGCCAACCUCGACCCUUCCAAGGGACCUGUGAACGCUGCCAGAAUCACCUGCCCUCGUCUUGACAACAUUUUCGUGCCUCCAUCCUGGGACCCCAACUCUGAUGGCACCACGGCUGGUGUCGGUGACCCCAACAACCUGGGUGAGGGUGUGGGUUUCCCUGACAGGACUUGCGAUGGCAAGUACUCGCCUCUGCGGGCUGACGUUCACUUCCCGUCCUGCUACAACCCCGAUGCCGGCCUCACCGACUUCAAGAACAACAUGGCCUACCCCGAGGACAACGACGGAUAUCUGGACUGCCCCAAGGGCUGGAUUCAUGUGCCUCACCUCUUUUAUGAGUCUUACUGGCACACCGAGAAGUUCGCCGGCCGCUGGGAGGAGGGCAAGGGCGAGCAGCCUUUUGUCUUCUCCAACGGUGAUGUCACUGGGUACAGCAACCACGCCGAUUUCAUGGCUGGCUGGGACGAGGACCUUCUGCAGCACAUCAUUGAUACCUGCAACACUGGUACCAAUGGUAUGGACAACUGCCCCGGCCUCACCUACGGCCUGAACAAGGGCGACUGCACCAUCGAGUCCGAGGUCGAUGAGGAGGUUGACGGUACCCUGAGCAAGCUGCCCGGAAACAACCCUCUUAGUGGAUGGGCGUACGGUGACAGCGUCAGCCAGGGAUCUCCCUCAGCCGGUGAUGAUGACAACAGCUCUUCCAAGACCCCCGUCGCCUCUGCUACCAAGCCUGCUUCAGAUGACAAAACGACCGCUCCCGAGGUUCCCAGCGCCACUGGUGCCGGGUCCUCCGCCACCGUCGCCGCCGCCGAUGAGGAGUCUACCUACGCCCCCAAGCAGCCGACCGAGGUUCCCGAGACUGUUCCUACUUCUCAGGCUGUCGUUGAGUCUGAAGCUCCCACCGCUCCCACCGACGCCCCCAAGCCCACCAACGUGUUUGGAAAGCCUGGCAAGGGCAAGAAGUGCAGGCCCAGGAUUCACACCGUCUGGAACACCGUCACCGUCACCCAGACCUCCAGCGCCCCUGAGCAGACUGCACCUGUCUACAAGAGGGAUCACAUGCGACGACAUGCCCACAACCACGGCAGCGGCCGCAACCAUCUCCGCCGCCGCAGCCACCGUCACUAA